CAUUUAGGGAGCGAUCAGUUUCUUCUAGAGAGGAAAAUGGUUUGUUUUGUGAUCUUCUGUUCAUAGUAAAUAUUGAAAUCGUCAGACUGCUGGCUAUCAGCUGAAAAUCCGGAUCAGACCAGAACCUGCAGGCCCUCAGCAGAAACAUGUCUGUCACCACCUGGGAGGUUCUCAGGGGCCAUCUUCUCAUACCUGAAGACAGGAACUCCAUUCCUGACCGGAAUAUACCAGGAGCUACAGGACUAAAAGAACAGGAGGAACCAGAACCACAGCAUACGACUUUGCUAAAAGAGGAACCAGAACCUCGACCAGCUGGACCAGAAUAUGUUGAUCUGUGGGUCCUUCAAGAUGAAGGCCAGCUUCUAAUGAAGCAGAAUGGGCUAGUUCACCGGGAAACAUUCCCCAAUGGUCCAGAACUGCAGAUCCGAGAGAUAAAAGAAGAAACGGAACCUGUAAGGAUCAAAGAGGAACAGGAGGAACCGGAACCGAUUCAACUUUUUAUCCUUCAGGAUGAAGGUCAGCUAUCGGUGAAGCAGGAGACCAGCAUCUCUAAGGUGGUUCCAGCUCAUCAGGACGUACUGCACAAUAUAUCAGAACUGGAUCCGAUGAUGGGAAUGAAGGAGAAACUUAAAGAAGAACAACUGGAACCUGAGACGAUUAAAAAGGAACCAGGAGCUGUGAUGAUUGAUGAGGACGAGGAGCAUCUCUGCAGCGAUCAGGAUGAUGAUCAGAUUCUGGUGAAGAAGGAGACUGACAGCUUCAUGGUGACUCCUGCUUACGGUGGACCAGAACCAUGGCAGAUAAAGGAGGAAGGAGAACCUGUGAAGGUUAAAGAGGAAAAUGAUGAUGACGACCAGUUUGAGUUGAAGCAGGAGGCUGAGGAGCCGUUCAAAGGGAGUACUGAUUUGGCCGUUCAGCCGUGUCCGUCUGCAGGGUUCUGUAUGCCUUUAAUCCUUCCAGCUCCUCCAAACAAACACAGAAAAAAACCUUAUUCUUGUGACUUGUGUGAUAAAUCUUUUAGAAGCAGGGCUCUUCUGGUGCGUCACUAUCGGACUCACACUGGUGAGAAGCCUUUCAGUUGUGAGCGGUGCGGUAAAUCUUUUCGUCAAAAACAGCAUUUGACUGUUCACCUUAAAACUCACGCAGGUCACAAGGUUUUUCUCUGUGAUUGGUGUGAUGAAUCGUUUAGAGGUCGGGGGGAUUUGGCACGCCACAAGAAAACUCACAAAGGUGAGAGGCCAUAUUCCUGUGACUUAUGCAACAAGUCCUUUGUGCAGCGUGCUACGUUGACUCGUCAUCUUGAAGUUCACGCAGAUGAGAAACCUUAUUCCUGUACAUUUUGUGCUAAAUCUUUCCAACAAAGCCUCAAUUUGACCCAUCACCUUAAAACUCACACCGGUGAAAAGACAUAUUCUUGUGAUUUGUGCAAUAAGUCUUUUAAGGACCUCAGUAAUUUGGCGUGCCACAGAAGAACUCACACAGGGGAGAAGCCGUACUCCUGCCAGUUGUGUGAGAAAUCUUUUCGACACAGUCAGACGUUGACGUCUCACCUCCGGACUCACACCGGUGAGAAGCCCUACAGCUGUGACUUAUGUGAUAAAUCCUACAGAUACAGCAGUAACUUGGCGAGUCACAGGAAAACCCACUUGGGCGAGAAGCCUUACUCUUGUGAGGUUUGUAAUAAGUCUUUUCGAAAAAGUCACGAUUUGACUCGUCAUGGUAGAACUCACACCGGGGAGAAGCCAUACUCGUGUGAUAUGUGCGAUAAAUCGUUUAGAGACCUCAGUAAUCUGGCCAGUCACAGAAGAACUCACACCGGGGAGAAACCGUAUCCUUGUAACAUGUGUGAAAAAUCUUUUAGAGACAGCAGUAACCUGGCUAGUCACAAGAGAACUCACAGAAACCAGAGGCAGUAUCCCUGUAAAUUGUGCGAGGAAACUUUCAUGCGUAGCGGUGAGUUGACUCGCCACCUUCAGACUCAUGCAGGUGGAAAGCCUUAUUCUUGUGACUUGUGUGAUAAAUCGUUUGGGCACAGCAGUAAUUUGGCUCGUCAUAGAAGAAGUCACAUGGAAGUAGUCCAAGUUAGUUCAAAAGGCAUAAAUUCAAAAAAAAAAAUCGAGGUGUUUUCGCACAGCAGUUAAUGUCUGAAUUGCUGACAGUGAAAUUGAGCAAACCUCUGCAUGAUAAUUAGGGCUGGGUGAUAUGCCCUCAUAUUACUUUAAUUAAAUAUUAAAGUCUUGUACCCAUUCCAAUUUAAACAUUCAACAAUGUCUCAUUGAACAGGACAUCUUUGCACAUCUUUGAACUCAACGGUAUGGCUGUGCUAAGAUUUAAGAAUAACCUACUGCUUAAACUGAGCUACAGGUGAAAAUCUACCAGGAAUAGGCUCUCAUUGCAGGGGAGGCUGGCUGAACAUGUUAUGUGUGAAAUCCAAAGAUCCUCUGCUAAAUAUAGAUGUUCGAGUGCUGCCAGCGUAGGUCAGCCUGUCGGUGCUCAGAACGUCCAACACAUCAAAUUGGUCCAAGAAGGAAGCCUCUGCCACUAACUUCCUGGUUUAGAUGGACACUAAGAGCCUCUACGUUCUUCCUAUGGAGCAUUUGUUUUCGUUGAAAUGUCUCCAAAAUGUCUAAAAGGUCUGUAGAUGUUAUUUCUGCGGAAUAUUUUUUAUCAACGGCUCUGAAAAAAUCAUCCGCAAUAAAGACCCUGUAGUGCAAACCCUUUGGUGGCAUUGUGACAAUGCCACAGAAUCACACCCAAACCAGGGACACAAACGCUGGGCAGAGUGUUAUGUGAGGUAAAGUGGUAACAUGCAGCAACAGAGAGAGCUGGAGCAUUUAUAAAGAUGAUCCAGCUCUCAUGAACAGGCUGAAACAUGAACGCAGAGUCAUCUGAUUUUUAUUAUUAUUUUAUCCACUUCCAAAACCCUGCAUUGUUUGAAUCCACAGAUUAAAAAAACUAUAUCUUUGUGAUUUAAUCUUUGUGUGGAUGGAGCCUCGGGCUGCUGGAGGACAUAGGGCUGCUGCAGCCUCGUUUCUGCUCCAUUCAGACUAUAAAUAGAUGAAGGAGCAAAAAUCUGCUGCAGCUGUCAGAGCUCUGCAUGGAUCUAUGUUCAUGCCUUUGAUUACUUGUGCUUCCAUCUAAUA
Cyprinodon variegatus (sheepshead minnow) is the source of this 3143-nucleotide messenger RNA. Its product is annotated as zinc finger protein 2 homolog. The transcript is spliced from 2 exons. The record is from RefSeq and is a predicted model, not a curated record. Gene Ontology annotation, biological process: regulation of transcription by RNA polymerase II. Gene Ontology annotation, molecular function: chromatin insulator sequence binding. The coding region runs from base 147 to 2141 and encodes 664 amino acids. Gene Ontology annotation, cellular component: chromosome. NCBI's taxonomy places the organism in Eukaryota, Metazoa, Chordata, Actinopteri, Cyprinodontiformes, Cyprinodontidae.